Messenger RNA from Colletotrichum navitas, 821 nucleotides. RefSeq lists its product as uncharacterized. Bases 192 to 734 code for a protein of 180 amino acids. The record is from RefSeq and is a predicted model, not a curated record. Lineage: Eukaryota; Fungi; Ascomycota; Sordariomycetes; Glomerellales; Glomerellaceae. The transcript has a single exon.
CACGAAGAUUGAGUAGUAGCAUGCAUAGCGUUCAUAAGUAUCCUUUCAGGGUCGGCGACUAUUAUGUAUAAUACGCUACCAAGGUAAACUACCUCGUUGUCACCCUCAAUCCCUUGAGCCGAGCAACCCCGCCCCUGGUAGUUUAUUCUUAGCGAGUUGGUGCGCUAGGCAAUACUUGAUGCCACACUCAAAUGCAAUGGCCAGCAACCAUAGCUUACAGGCAGGCCUGUGACGUCGAAUUGACGUCUGGUUCGAGGAAAAUCCGCUGGCAAGUCUGGCUUGCUCCCUUGUCGUCGAAACAUCGCUUGGUCGCGAGCCGGGCCCCAUUCUGCCUAGUACACCAAACCCGCACGACUGCGAACGCUAGGGCUCCAGGGUGGCCGUCCAAGCAAGAGGCAGAGAGGUCAUGGGAGUUGGCAAGUUCCGUGCAUCGAGUCGAUACCCCAGCCCCUUGUCGGCCGUGCACCACGGUGGCAACAUAUCAAAGUGUCGCUCUCCAAGAGCCCUACGCAAUAUCAGUCGCCAGGCUUUCCAUGUCUGGAGACCUUGCACCAUGGGAUUUGCAUGUCCGAUCAGUACUGACGGGUACGGCACCAAUCCAUGCAUGCAUGUACUUCCAGCGGCAUGUAAACCAACCAUCAAACCAUAUGAGAAGUGCCCCUCAGCCACGUCUAGCCCGAGAUGCGCAACGAUUGUCUGCAAAUCUCAACCCCUGGGGCAUACGUAACUCUUGAAAGCACAUCCGCUAACCUGCUGGUAUUUGGUGUAGCCCAACAAUCUUGACAUGGCCGUCAUGUCGGCUUCAUCCCCGUUUUCGAGAG